AUGACUGAUCACGAGACCAAGAUUCCUCUGACAGAUACCAUGCCAAGAAAUGAUAUACCGUUGGUUAUCCUGAAUGAAAAUGGGGACGCAGAGAAAGCGAUGGUCGUUCCAAUUGACGAUGACCCACCACCAGAUGGUGGCUUGCAGGCUUGGACUGUUGUAGCGUCCUCCUUUAUCAUACACUUCAUAUGCUGGGGAACUCCAUAUUCAUGGGGUGUGUGGCAGCGAUACCUUGUAGCAAACGGACAAUACGGCGACAAUGUGUCGCUUGCCUUUCUUGGUACGGCAGCAACAGGAAUGAUUUUCUUACUGGGCACGCCUAUUGGAAUUCUCACACCGAGAUUUGGGUUUCGACUUCUCAUUCAAAUCGGGGCUGUGGUUUUUGGCCUCGGGUAUAUACUGGCAUCCUUUGGAACCACGUUUUGGCAUAUUAUGCUUACGCAAGGGAUUUUGGGGCCAAUUGGUAUCGCUCUUUGCUUUUUCCCUGCAAUAUCGAUUCCAUCGCAGUACUUUUUGAAGAAGCGUGCCAUCGCUACUGGUAUUGCCGUGUCUGGAACAGGUCUCGGUGGAUUGACAUACUCUGUAAUGAUCGAAGCCAUGUUAAACAAUCUGGGAUAUCAAUGGACUGUGAGGAUUGUCGGAAUAUACUCAGUCGUACUGCUACUGCUAGUAUCGAUGCUAAUCAAACAAAGGAAGGCAAACACCACGACAAUGAAAAUCAAUUGGGUGUAUUUCAAAGAUUUUCGACUGUGGUUGUUUAUACUGCAGGCCACGUUUGGUGCUUUUGGAUUCCAGGCCCCUAUAGUGUUUCUGAGUCAGUAUGCUGGCACGAUUGGGCUGUCGAGUGGCCAAGGAGCUAUCACGUUGUUGGUGUUUAACCUUGCAGGUGUCGUAGGAAGAAUAGGACUUGGAUUAGGCUCUGAUUACCUGGGCAGGCUGAAUGCCUUCGUAGUGACACUAUUGUUUUGUGGUUUGUCCAACCUCCUCGUGUGGACAUUUGCCAGUACAUAUCCAAUAUUACUGUUGUAUGCCUUCCUUCAAGGCAUCGGAAUUGGAGGAUAUGUGUCCACGACUCCUCCAGCUAUCGCGGAAAUCUGGGGGCUCAAAGACAUGUCAUUCCUAUACGGUAUCGUGAAUCUCCCCACUGGAAUUGUGACGUUCUUCGCUGCAACUUUGGCGGGAAUCAUAUACAAUCACACAAACACACUGUACUCGAACGCGUACUUGGCUGUCACCCUUUAUGCUGGUGCAGCAAUGACAGCAUCGGCGUUCGUUGCCAUUAUAAUAAGACUGUCUGUGUCUACUAAACUGUUUGCAAAAAUGAUGUUCGAGAAGGAAAUCGUGAUUGAUGGCAAGGGCCAUUUGAGUGGUCGUCUGGCUUCCAUCGUGGCCAAACAAGUCUUGUCUGGUCAAAAGGUCGUAGUAGUCCGUACCGAAGAAAUCAACGUAUCUGGCUCAUUCUUCAGAAACAAACUGAAGUUCUUGGCCUACUUGAAGAAACGUUGUCUCAUCAACCCAGCCCGUGGUCCCUUCCACUUCCGAGCCCCAUCCAGGAUGUUCUACCACACAAUCCGUGGUAUGAUCCCACACAAAACUCCCCGUGGUGCUGCCGCCCUGGAACGCUUAAAAGUAUUCGAAGGUGUCCCUCCACCAUACGACAAGAAGAAACGUGUCGUCGUACCGGAAGCAUUACGUGUCUUGCGUCUGCAACCAAACCGUAAAUAUACUGUAUUGAAGCGAUUGGGUGCUGAAUUGGGUUGGAAGUACAAUGAUGUCGUCGCUACCUUGGAAGAAAAACGUAAAGCAAAGGCACAAAAGUAUUAUGAAGCAAAGAAGGCUGUCGUACGUGCUAAGGCUAGAGCUGCUGCCUCAAAACAAAGUGAAUUGAAGCCAAUCAAUGACAAGUUGGCUGCUUUCGGAUACUAA
This is a messenger RNA of Synchytrium microbalum, 1926 nucleotides long. RefSeq lists its product as uncharacterized. The record is from RefSeq and is a predicted model, not a curated record. Gene Ontology annotation, biological process: translation; transmembrane transport. The coding region runs from base 1 to 1926 and encodes 641 amino acids. The transcript has 12 exons. Gene Ontology annotation, molecular function: transmembrane transporter activity; structural constituent of ribosome. Gene Ontology annotation, cellular component: ribosome; fungal-type vacuole membrane; large ribosomal subunit. NCBI's taxonomy places the organism in Eukaryota, Fungi, Chytridiomycota, Chytridiomycetes, Synchytriales, Synchytriaceae.